Molecule: messenger RNA, 1258 nt
Organism: Mya arenaria
Lineage: Eukaryota; Metazoa; Mollusca; Bivalvia; Myida; Myidae
Product: alpha-protein kinase vwkA-like
Exons: 2
Coding region: 127-1002 (291 amino acids)
Biological process (GO): protein phosphorylation
Molecular function (GO): ATP binding; protein serine/threonine kinase activity
Source: RefSeq, a predicted model, not a curated record
UCUAACGACUAUUAAUAUGCAUUAAAUUUGAGGAAAGCGCGGAAAGCGAAAGUACAUGUUAUUUUCGAAAAACCAAUUCCAAAACAUUGCGUCAGAAAACUGCAUGUGGAUUGUUUCAUUUUCAAAAUGGGCGCUUACCAAUCUCACGAAACUUACAACUCGAUCAACACUGAUGUAAAAGAUGGGAAAAGGUACUGGGCAAGAUUUGUGGAUAAGCCUUUUGCAAAGGGGGCAAGCCGUUUAGCAUUUCAAGGGACACUGUACGGUGAUGGACCAAGAAACGGGUCAAAAUGCGUUACGAAGGUAUUCAAAUCGGAAUACGCCCAGCAUUUUGUUCAAAUGGCACCAGACUUGGCGGCGAGUAAGAAAGCUCUUGGAUAUGCUGAAGAAUUUGGCAGAAAUUAUUUCCGGCGAAUUCGAAACUACAUUCACGAGAAUGAAAUAGAAUUCCUCAUACCGCUCAUAGCAAAAAUGCAGUACGUCUCCACUUUCAACGUUUUGUGGUUUAUCCCAUACGAUACGGAUUCUAGAUACGUGAAGUCCAACGAGCACGUGUCUAUCGAGCCUUUCAUCGAGGGCCAGUAUGACAAAUUCAACUCGAACGGAGGCUAUGAAAAGAGCAUCCACGAAUUGAUGACGACAUUCUGCCACUGGACCUGGUACAUCAGUGGUCACAAGUUCAUGGUCUGUGACCUUCAGGGUGUGAAAUCAGGACGGAAAUACAUCCUGACAGACCCUGCAAUCCAUUCUUAUGACUGUCGUUUCGGUAACACAGACCUUGGUGUCGUCGGCAUGGAGAUGGUGCUGGGGAACCAUAACUGUAACAAGCUAUGCCGAGAAUUGGGCCUUAACAACCCAAUGACUGGCCUGAAUAUGCGCUCAGGGCCGAGAUCUACUACCUACUCCUUUCAGGUGACAGAAGAAGAUUUGCUGCGCGCAAACCGUGGGAGCAGCCGCCACUUCCGGCCCAUGUCCGCCAUAUUUGAAGUUAAUAACUUGUAAAUGGUUUUGUUUACCAAGAUACAGUAGACUUAUUGUGAUUCAGACAUUUUCUUUCAUAACAUUUUGUUUUAUUAUAAAAGGGGCCAAAUAUUGCUUUUUCAUUUGCCAUUGUUCAUAUACAAUAAUAUACAUGCUAUUUCUUUUAUUCUUAUGUCUUUACACACUAUUCAUGUCCUAGUUUGUCAGCAUGUAUUUGUUAAUGCUCUUGGUAACCCUGUAACAGUUGUCAGUUAAUUAAACUCACAAAACGACAGCA